AUGAAACAAGAAAAAAAUAUUAUUGUCUUCACUCAACAAGACUUUUAAUCUAAUUUCUUAGUCAACCCUAAUCCUCCUUUAGGUUCAGGACAUGAUGCUAAAGUCUAUUUGGCUAUGCAUAAGCGAACUGGAGAAAUGUUUGCCCUCAAAGUACUUACUUCAAUUACACCAGACCAUCUCAAUAAUCUCCAGGUUUUUUUUGUAUUUAUUUAGUGAACGAAAUUAAAAUACUUAAAUUAAUAGAUCAUCCAGGUAUUGUUUAAUUGAAAGGACAUGCUCAAGAUUUUACUUGUGCAUUAUUAGAGUAUAUGCCUCACGACACAUUUCUUAGAAUUUUGAAAAAAGGUCCAUUUCAUAUAUCUCUAGCUAAAACACUUGCUUGUCAUCUUAUUCAUAUAUUAGCAACUCUUCAUAAUCAUCAAGUAGCUCAUUGUGACAUUAAGCCUGAAAAUAUACUUAUAGCCGCAAAUUAUCAAAUAAAAUUAUGUGAUUUUGGAUUUGCUCGAAUAACUUAGUAAUUGUCAAGACCUCCUGGUGGAACACCUGGUUAUACAGCACCAGAAAUUUAUAAAGGAAAUAAUUUAGAUUUAUUUAAAUGUGAUAUAUUUGCUUUAGGAGUUGUCAUAUUUAUUAUAGUAAUGGGUUUUCCACCUUUUUAAAGUAAUGAUCCUACUUUAAGAGAUUAAUGGUGGAAUAUGAUAUUGACUAAAUAAUAUGACAUUUUUUGGAAGAAAUGUGAAUAAUAUAAAUAACAAAAAUAUCCUUAAGAAUUUAAGGAUAUGAUUAUGCAAAUGUUGGAUCCUGAUCCUGAUAAAAGGAUUAGUAUUGACUAAUUAAUUCAGCAUUCUUUUUUAUAAAAUGGAGCAUCACAUGAACAAAUCGUUUAAGAAGUUCAAAAGAGAGUAAAAAAAUGA
Molecule: messenger RNA, 914 nt
Organism: Paramecium pentaurelia
Lineage: Eukaryota; Ciliophora; Oligohymenophorea; Peniculida; Parameciidae
Source: the annotation of a GenBank genome assembly